UUUUUUUUUAAACAGUGUUAUAGAUGAGGCCAGGCCUCUUAACCUACGAGCCUACUAGAAUCCAGAAACGACACGGAUGACUCCUAGGGAAAUACCCACGAAGCCAUGGCCGGUGUUCUAAGAGGCAUCCACCAUCUGGUGAGAUAUGCCUUCUGGGCAUAUCAGAAUGAAGACGGAGCCGAGUUUCGUAUGGGCGCAAUCGAUCUGCAUGGGCCUGUUGCCUUCCGAAAACUCCAAAUAGAGACUGCCUUCUGGAAAAACGCAGGGACGGCCAUCACUCCUAACACGCAUGUACACUUGGGUGCCUGCAAUGGCGACACUCUAGUCCUCGCAUUUAGAGGAACCGAUCUGCCGAUGCGAUUUGAGGAUGUCAACCUGAAGCGAUUAUGGGGUUUCUGGGGGAACCUUUGGACAGAUUUUUCCUUUGGCUUGACUACAAUUGACUGGCCCAAUGUGGAACUCCCGAACGUGAUUGUACACGAAGGCUUCUUGCUUCCUUUCAAUAAUCUUCUGAAGGACGAUAGGUUGCUAAACUGCAUCGACUAACUGGAGCGAAGCACACCAAACCAAAUUUUUAAAAAGACUGAAAUCUGU
This is a messenger RNA of Fusarium oxysporum Fo47, 594 nucleotides long. RefSeq lists its product as uncharacterized. NCBI's taxonomy places the organism in Eukaryota, Fungi, Ascomycota, Sordariomycetes, Hypocreales, Nectriaceae. The record is from RefSeq and is a predicted model, not a curated record. Bases 106 to 546 code for a protein of 146 amino acids. The transcript is spliced from 2 exons.